GCUCAUCGCUUGCCGUGCGUGACCAUCUGCAAGUAAAUAUUCUAAUCUUUUGCAGAGGCAACUGACGACAGCCUCAACCCCUACCAACUUCAAUCAUGCUGAGGAUUACGCCAUCUCGAGUCCUCGCUCGAGCUUGGUCUCGUCCAUUUAGUCCCCGUGUUCUGCCCACCUUCCGAUCUAGAAACUUUGCAACCGUCGUGGACCCCAUCCCCAAAGUAUGCGCCCCGAAACUCUCAGAAGAAUUGGUUGCAACUGCUUUCGGGCGGAUCUAACCGAAUUAUAGGACCCAGCAGAAUUAGACCAAGUAACCACGCUUCCCAAUGGAAUUCGGGUUGCGACGGAGGCAUUGCCAGGUCAUUUUUCUGGAAUCGGAGUUUAUAUGGAUGCAGGUUCUCGAUAUGAAAACGAACAUCUUCGAGGCGUGAGCCAUAUAAUGGACAGACUGGCCUUUAAAUCGACGACGAAACGAACAAGUGAUGAAAUGUUGGAGGCGCUGGAAUCCUUGGGUGGAAAUAUACAAUGCGCCUCUUCGAGAGAAGCCCUUAUGUACCAAUCCGCAACUUUUAACUCGGCAGUGCCUACAACGGUCGCUUUACUUGCAGAAGCUAUACGCGAUCCCUUAAUCACAGAAUUAGAGGUGGAGCAGCAAUUGGAGACGGCCGCAUAUGAAAUUGGGGAAAUAUGGUCAAAGCCAGAGUUGAUAUUGCCCGAAUUGGUCCAUCUGGCAGCAUACAAGGACAACACUCUCGGAAAUCCAUUGCUGUGUCCAAAGGAGAGGCUCGGAAUGAUCAACAAACGUGUCAUUGAAACAUACCGGUCUACAUUUUACAAACCAGAGCGCAUGGUUGUGGCUUUUGCUGGGGUUCAGCAUGACGAGGCUGUCAGAUUAACGGAGCAAUACUUUGGGGAUAUGGCGAAAUCCAACGCCCCAUCACUUGCGCAGACUGGUUCAGACACAACAUUAGGCUCCUCAUCGACGAAACAUCCAGCUCCGAUACAAAACCCAUCAAAAUUACUUUCACGAAUUCCUUUUUUCAAAAAUCUCUCCACUUCCGCAGCUAAAAAUGCCGAAGUACACUCGCAUCUCAACAUCCCACCAUCUGCGCUCGAGCUCAAGCAACAUUCUCAUUAUACCGGUGGAUUCUUGACUCUCCCCAAUUUACCACCUCCCAUUCAAGCCACUCUCCCCCCAUUAUCUCACCUCCACCUCGCCUUUGAGGCGCUUCCCAUAGAAUCGGAAGAUAUCUAUGCUCUUGCCACACUCCAGACUCUCCUUGGUGGAGGCGGUUCCUUCUCGGCUGGUGGUCCUGGGAAGGGAAUGUAUUCACGUCUAUAUACCAACGUCCUAAACCAACAUGGAUGGGUAGAAUCUUGCGUGGCCUUCAACCACGGCUACACGGAUUCCGGAAUCUUCGGAAUCUCAGCCAGCUGUUCGCCCAGCAAAGUGCACAGUAUGCUCGACGUCAUGUGUCGAGAACUCCAAGCCCUAACUUUGGAAACGGGCUACUCCUCCCUCCAACCCGCCGAAGUGAACCGAGCCAAGAACCAGCUCCGAUCUAGUCUCCUCAUGAACCUCGAAAGUCGCAUGGUCGAACUCGAGGAUCUCGGUCGACAAGUCCAAGUCCAUGGACGCAAAAUAGGGGUCCGCGAGAUGUGUAGGAAGAUUGAAAAUCUCACUGUCAAGGACCUCCGAAGAGUUGCGAAGAUGGUAUUCGGAGGAAUGGUACAGAACCGCGGGAAAGGAAGCGGUUCUCCUACCCUCGUCUUACAAGAAGGUGAUGAGGAGGGCAUCACGCGGAAAGCGCUACAGUGGUCCGACGCGCAGGAGAAGAUUGCGGGGUGGAGAUUAGGCAGACCUUCGUGAUUAUAGAGCUGAACUCUGUGUCAGUUGAAAAUUUUAAAGAAAUCCAUCUUAUGAGUGUUAUGAGGGGGGAGGGGGAACAGAAAG
Hymenoscyphus albidus is the source of this 1948-nucleotide messenger RNA. Lineage: Eukaryota; Fungi; Ascomycota; Leotiomycetes; Helotiales; Helotiaceae. The record is from the annotation of a GenBank genome assembly.